Molecule: messenger RNA, 1731 nt
Organism: Diplodia corticola
Lineage: Eukaryota; Fungi; Ascomycota; Dothideomycetes; Botryosphaeriales; Botryosphaeriaceae
Product: mfs transporter
Exons: 9
Coding region: 1-1731 (576 amino acids)
Biological process (GO): transmembrane transport
Cellular component (GO): membrane
Molecular function (GO): transmembrane transporter activity
Source: RefSeq, a predicted model, not a curated record
AUGGCCACUGGCUGGACCAAGCCUUGCCAGGAUCCUCCACCAACACCCGCCACGCUUCCUUAUCAACCACCCGCGACCCUGUCCUCCCUAUCCGCCCACCACGUCACUCGCUUCAAUGCUCCCUUGAGCCAGACCUUCCUCGGCCGCCCAGAGUCAUCCGACCCCGGACGACCAAACAUGAUCCACGAUCCCGCCGAUGAGCGCUUGCACCGCAAGACGCGCAUCCUCUCCACCGUCGCCGCCGUCGUUGUCGCCCUCGCUGCCGGAACCAACUAUGCCUACUCGGCAUGGGCGCCGCAAUUUGCGGACAGACUGCGGCUUACCGCCACCCAAAGCAACUUGAUCGGCGCGGCGGGAAACAUUGGCAUGUAUGCCACCGGUAUUCCGGUUGGAAUGCUGGUUGACAGCAAAGGCCCGCGUCCAGCCGCCUUCCUAGGCGCAGCCCUCUUGUUCUUGGGCUAUUUUCCCCUCCAGAAAGCGUACGACAACGGGCCAGGCUACAUGAGUGUGACGACAAUGUCAUUCCUGUCCUUUUUGACCGGCGUCGGUAGCUCUUCCUCCUCGGGAGCAGGUCUCAAGACUGCGGCUCUCAGCUGGCCUCAUCACCGCGGGACUGCCACUGCUUUCCCGCUGUCCGCCUUUGGGCUCAGCGCCUUCUUUUUCACCGGCAUCUCUCGUCUCGCAUUCCCAGGAGACACAUCCAGCUUCCUUCUCCUCCUCUCCUUCGCCACUUUCGCCAUGGUUUUUAUUGGUUCCUUUUUCUUGCACAUUGUCCCUGGAUCAACAUCCUAUUCUGCUCUCCCGGUCAGCGAGGCUCGCCCAGAGCAACACCAUCUCCACCGCACGAAGUCGAGGAGUAGUGUUUCCAGCGAUAAAAGCUAUUAUUCAGAUGCAGAGAACGAGGCGCCCGCUGCGCCGAUCAAUGAGGCAUCCGAAUCCUCCUCCCUCAUUUCUGAGCCGGGCGACAUACCAUCGAAACCUACCAGUCAUGAUCAUGGACACGACUCACAUCGACCAGAUAUCUCAGGUGUCCGUCUGAUCCGCACUUUGGAGUGCUGGCAACUCUUCACCGUCCUCGGUCUUUUGACAGGCAUCGGUUUGAUGACAAUCAACAACAUUGGCCACGAUGCGCAAGCUUUAUGGUCUCAUUAUGACGACAGCGUCUCCAAGGGCUUCAUUGGGUCACAACAGCUUGCCCAGGUUUCCAUCAUCUCCAUCGGAUCGUUCCUUGGCCGCCUGGCGUCCGGGAUAGGCUCCGACGCCCUGGUCAAGCAGCUGAACAUGUCACGUUUCUGGUGUCUUGUUGCAUCGGCGCUUAUCUUCACGGCCGCGCAGUUCGCCGCCAUGAAGGUCGAGAACCCCACCCACCUAUGGAUGGUGUCGGGCCUUACUGGAUUGGGCUACGGCGCGCUGUUUGGCGUGUUCCCGUCGAUUGUUGCAGACGCCUUUGGUGUCCACGUCAUGACACAGAACUGGGGAUUCAUGACCUUGUCACCUGUGAUCAGCGGCAAUGUCUUCAAUUUAUGCUACGGCAGUAUCUUUGAUGCUCAUAGCACACCCACGGAUGGAGGCGAUCGCGAUUGUACCGAGGGUCUAUCCUGCUACAGGUCUGCGUACGGCAUCACGUUCGUAUCCAGCAUACUAGGCGUCUGUCUGAUCCUGUGGACCAUGAGCCACGAACGCGCCGUCAAACGCCAAGAAUUGCAGGAACGGAAUUCACACAAUGCAUGA